This is a messenger RNA of Arabidopsis thaliana (thale cress), 2525 nucleotides long. RefSeq names its product Plant neutral invertase family protein (gene A/N-InvA). Lineage: Eukaryota; Viridiplantae; Streptophyta; Magnoliopsida; Brassicales; Brassicaceae. Gene Ontology annotation, biological process: carbohydrate metabolic process. The coding region runs from base 457 to 2307 and encodes 616 amino acids. Gene Ontology annotation, molecular function: endo-alpha-N-acetylgalactosaminidase activity; beta-fructofuranosidase activity. Gene Ontology annotation, cellular component: mitochondrion. The record is from RefSeq and is marked reviewed. The transcript has 6 exons.
CAUUCUCUAGGGUUAUAACACGAGACACAUUCGUAAGCUACGUUCUAGUGAAUUCACAACUUUUUGGGAAGCAUAACUCAUUGUGUCUAGGGUUAUGUUGGUUCAUUGAAUCUCAGAGUUCAUCUGAUCAACCUUUGGAUCCUUGAAUGCUAAUUAUGCCAAUAGUUUUCAUUUUGUUUCGUUUGAUUGUUGUUUACUCCAAAAUAAUAAUCCAAAUAUAAGACCGCUUUUCCUAAAAAGGAAAGAAAUUAAUCUGUCUUCUUCCCCAAUCCCGAAACUUUAACCUUAACCCCAUUAUUUUCCCAAAUUGAAUAUACUCAUUCCCAAUUUUAUCUCCUUCUUCUCCAUCGCUUAACUGAUCUAAUCCCCCAAUUUAUAAAACCCUAACUCUUCAUUUUGAUUCAUUUCUCCAUUCUCCAGAUUUCCGUUUCCCUCUUCGAAUUCUCAUCUCUAACCAUGAGCGCAAUCUAUCUCCUCCGCAAAAUUUCCACGAAAACUCCUUCACGAUUUCACAGAAGCCUCUUCUUCUCCACUUUCUCCAAGGAUUCACCACCAGAUUUAUCUCGAACCACCUCAAUUCGCCAUUUAUCAUCAAGCCAGAGAUUCGUCUCUUCGUCCAUUUACUGUUUCCCCCAAUCAAAGAUUUUACCAAAUCGAUUUUCCGAGAAGACGACGGGAAUCUCCGUAAGACAAUUCUCAACAUCCGUUGAAACUAAUCUCAGUGACAAGAGUUUCGAGAGAAUUCAUGUUCAAAGUGAUGCAAUUUUAGAAAGGAUACACAAAAACGAAGAAGAAGUAGAAACAGUUUCUAUUGGUAGUGAGAAAGUUGUGAGAGAAGAGAGUGAAGCUGAGAAAGAAGCGUGGAGGAUUUUGGAAAACGCUGUUGUUAGGUAUUGUGGUUCUCCGGUUGGGACAGUGGCGGCGAAUGAUCCUGGAGAUAAGAUGCCUUUGAAUUAUGAUCAAGUUUUUAUAAGAGAUUUUGUGCCUUCUGCUUUGGCUUUUUUGCUUAAAGGUGAAGGUGAUAUUGUUAGGAACUUUCUCCUUCAUACAUUACAGCUUCAGAGUUGGGAGAAAACUGUAGACUGUUACAGUCCUGGACAGGGUUUGAUGCCUGCAAGUUUUAAAGUAAGAACUGUGGCGCUUGAUGAGAACACUACGGAAGAGGUUUUGGAUCCGGAUUUUGGUGAAUCAGCUAUUGGUCGUGUUGCUCCUGUGGAUUCUGGUUUGUGGUGGAUUAUUCUCUUGAGGGCAUAUGGAAAGAUAACUGGAGAUUUCUCGUUACAAGAGAGGAUAGAUGUUCAGACAGGGAUAAAGCUUAUCAUGAACUUGUGUUUAGCAGAUGGAUUUGAUAUGUUUCCAACACUUUUGGUCACUGAUGGUUCUUGUAUGAUUGAUCGUCGUAUGGGUAUCCAUGGCCACCCUCUCGAAAUCCAAUCGUUAUUCUACUCAGCACUAAGAUGCUCCCGUGAGAUGCUUUCUGUUAAUGAUAGCUCUAAGGAUCUUGUAAGAGCCAUUAACAAUAGAUUAAGUGCUUUGUCCUUUCAUAUCAGAGAAUACUACUGGGUGGACAUAAAAAAGAUCAAUGAGAUAUACCGUUACAAGACAGAAGAGUAUUCCACGGAUGCGACUAACAAGUUCAACAUCUAUCCUGAGCAAAUUCCUCCAUGGCUCAUGGACUGGAUACCCGAGCAAGGUGGGUAUCUCCUUGGGAACCUACAACCUGCACACAUGGAUUUCAGAUUCUUCACGCUUGGGAACUUUUGGUCUAUUGUUUCGUCCUUGGCUACACCAAAGCAGAAUGAAGCUAUAUUGAACUUAAUUGAAGCUAAAUGGGACGAUAUUAUUGGGAAUAUGCCUCUUAAGAUCUGUUACCCUGCAUUAGAGUACGAUGAUUGGCGUAUAAUAACUGGAAGCGACCCAAAGAACACGCCUUGGUCGUAUCACAACAGUGGAUCCUGGCCAACACUUCUUUGGCAGUUCACAUUAGCAUGUAUGAAGAUGGGAAGACCAGAGCUAGCUGAAAAGGCUCUUGCAGUGGCUGAGAAGAGACUGUUGGCAGAUCGUUGGCCAGAGUACUACGACACCCGAUCUGGCAAAUUCAUUGGAAAGCAGUCUCGCCUCUACCAGACAUGGACAGUCGCUGGAUUCUUGACUUCUAAACUCCUCCUAGCAAAUCCAGAGAUGGCAUCACUGUUAUUCUGGGAAGAAGAUUACGAACUUCUCGAUAUUUGUGCAUGUGGUCUUAGAAAAUCUGACCGGAAGAAAUGCUCCCGAGUCGCUGCCAAGACUCAGAUUCUUGUUCGAUGAAUGCAAAACAGUCUCUUUUGCUACUCUGAACAUUCGAACACAAUAAGCUUUUUAGGCUAUAGAUCUUACAGAAAUUGGAAAAUCAUUACAGAAACUUGACUGUCACAUAUUAUUAUUAUUUAUCUCUGUUUGUGUGUAUAUAUAUAUGAUUGCAACAGUUUUAUAUAGUUGCAGCUACGUAGUUGGCAAAGAAAGUUUUUCUUAUGCUAGAUUUUACC